This is a messenger RNA of Rhododendron vialii, 1799 nucleotides long. RefSeq names its product protein DETOXIFICATION 6-like. Gene Ontology annotation, cellular component: membrane. Gene Ontology annotation, biological process: xenobiotic detoxification by transmembrane export across the plasma membrane. NCBI's taxonomy places the organism in Eukaryota, Viridiplantae, Streptophyta, Magnoliopsida, Ericales, Ericaceae. The record is from RefSeq and is a predicted model, not a curated record. Bases 42 to 1571 code for a protein of 509 amino acids. The transcript has 6 exons. Gene Ontology annotation, molecular function: antiporter activity; xenobiotic transmembrane transporter activity.
UUGAACACCAGUUAGAUCAACCAGACUGGUACAGGGGAGUGAUGGAAGAAGAAGCACUACUAGUAUUGCCAGAAGAAAACGACAGAAAAGUGGUGGGAAAAUGGAAGGAAUUUGUGGGAGAGAUGAAGAAGGUUGGGUCCAUAGCAACGCCGAUGGUGGUGGUGACUGUCUCUCAGUACCUCUUGCAAGUAGUCUCAAUGAGCAUGGCAGGGCACCUCGGCGAAAUCUCCCUCUCCAGCGCCGCCAUCGCCACCUCUUUCACCAAUGUUACUGGUUUCAGUCUCCUGCAGUUCGGAAUGGCUGGUGCGCUGGAGACUCUAUGCGGCCAAGCUUAUGGAGCAGAGCAAUAUAAGAAGCUCGGAGUCUAUACUUAUUCUGCCAUUGUCUCCCUCCUCCUUGUUUGUCUACCAGUAUCUGUUCUGUGGAUUUUCCUUGACAAACUACUUCUAGUUCUUGGACAAGACCCUUUAAUCUCACAAAGAGCUGGCAAAUAUGCGAUUUGGCUCAUCCCGGCGCUGUUUCCCUACGCAAUUCUUCAAUCUCUAGUUCGAUACCUCCAGACUCAGAGUUUGAUUCUUCCGAUGCUUUUAUGCUCAGUCGCAACAUUAUUCUUCCACAUACCUCUCUGUUGGGUUCUAGUAUUUAAGCUGAAAAUGGGAAAUUCUGGAGCAGCAUUGACAAUUGGUUUAUCGUACUGGUUGAAUGUGAUCUUGCUUGGAUUUUACGUGAAGUAUUCCUCAUCGGUUGAAAGAACUCGCACCUCCUUCUCAAGGGAUGUUUUUCUAAGUACUGAGGAAUUCGUCCGCUUUGCUGUGCCUUCUGCCAUAAUGGUCUGGUAUGGUAUAUUCACAUCAGCAAAAAAAUACAAAUCUUAUCUUGUAUUUUAUUUUUUGUUUGCAGUACUUCUAUCUGUUGUCCCUAAUCUAGUCAUUUUCAUUGAUAAUUGCAGUCUUGAAUGGUGGUCUUUUGAGCUGUUCAUAUUGCUUUCUGGGCUUUCGCCCAACCCGGAACUUGAGACUUCAGUUCUUUCCAUAUGGCUCACAACUGCUACAUUGCACUUCUACAUACCAUAUUCAUUUGGUGUUGCGGCAAGCACACGGGUUUCAAAUGAGUUAGGAGCAGGGAAUCCAGAUGCAGCUAGACUGGCUGUUUGGGCUGUAAUCGCUCUUGAUGCCAUAGAGGAUACAAUAGCAAGCGCUACUUUGUUCUGCUGCCGCCAUAUUUUGGGACGUGCAUUCAGUAAUGAUAAGGAAGUUGUGGAUUAUGUCACAGACAUGGCUCCUCUUCUCUGUAUUUCUAUCAUCAUGGACAGCUUUCAAGCAGUACUUUCGGGGGUUGCUAGAGGAAGUGGAUGGCAGCAUAUAGGAGCAUUCGUCAAUCUUGGAGCAUUUUAUCUGGUCGCAAUUCCAGUUGCUCUCUUGUUGGGUUUUGUUCUCCAUAUGGGGGGAAGAGGCUUCGUGAUCGGAUUAACAACAGGGCCAACUAUUCAAUUCGUUCUGCUCUCUCUCGUAACAAGUUUAACGGAUUGGCAAAAACAGGCAACUAUUGCAAGGGAAAGGGCGAUGAAGUGAAAUUUGCCAGCUGAUAGUGAUUCCAUUGAGUGAUGUUGGAAAAUGAACUUGUUUUUUUUAGUAAUAAAGGAGUUAUGCUUUUGUCCGUUCAUGUUUGUUAGUGGGAGUUUUUCUAAGUAAUGGUGAGUUAUAUUAAUGAGAGUUACAAGGUAGUGAGUUAUAUAAACUCAUGUAAUCUAGUGCCUUCAAGUAUGAGUGAAUAAAAAAAUAUUCCGAGCCUUUCUCCCA